This is a messenger RNA of Colletotrichum phormii, 1035 nucleotides long. RefSeq lists its product as uncharacterized. The transcript is spliced from 6 exons. Bases 1 to 1035 code for a protein of 344 amino acids. The record is from RefSeq and is a predicted model, not a curated record. NCBI's taxonomy places the organism in Eukaryota, Fungi, Ascomycota, Sordariomycetes, Glomerellales, Glomerellaceae.
AUGGCUUCGGCAUUUGGUUGUCGAUCUUCAACCGCGAUCCGGGAUGAUCCACGAUGCAUGGAGGGGUUCGAUGAUGCGCCCAGAACUGCAAUCCCAUUUUUUUCUCCGACCACCAUCCUCCAGAGUUGCUCGGGCGGUCAAUUCGAGGCGGGCGACGUCGAGGUCCUCAGCAGAGGAUUGCCGAGGAUGCCGAAGGCCGGAUGGUCGGACACGAGUGUACGAUUUGCGACAGUGGCUGCGGCUGCGGAUGCGACUGCGAGAAUGCGACGGAGAGGAGGGGAAUAUGGGCAGAUAGAGAGGAGGACACUGGUGAAGGCCGUGGAUCUCGCUCUAGUCAGUGGUGACGUGAGGUGGACAAAAAACGCGGCAGCUGGAGCAGCACGGAUUUCUUUUGCAACAACCAAGACAAUCGCUGAAAAGGAUGCUUCGAUUUUUGAGCAAAACCUGCAGAGCAACGCAGAGGAGCAGAGCAGAUCGCAGAGAGCAGACAGAGAUACGACAGAAGAGGCAGAGAGAGGUGCAGCUCUAAAGAAAGAGGAAGAAGGAGAAAUGGACGAUGAUGAGGGUAGAGGGGGGAGUGGGAAGAAGAAGGAACCAAGGGAAGGGAAGGAAAGUGGAAGGAAAAGGAAGAGCGCGAGACUGCGAGACCAGCGGCCAGCCAGAGAGAGACGCCAGACGCCAGACGGGGAGAGGGUGAGGGCAGGCACGGAACCUAGACGGUGUUUGGAGGUGUCUGCAGUGACUGUUUCUUCCGUCUCUUUUUUACGUGUCUAUGGCGCUGUUGCUGAGGACGGCAAGUGCUGUGCCCGAUACCAAGGUACCGGUGGGAGCAAGUACCUUUCCCAAAGCCGGGUGCAUCUCAGCAAGCAAGCGCACCGGGUCAAUCCAAGUCAGCCGCAGCAAAGUCUCCAAAUCGACGAAGCAGCAAAGGUGGACAAGGUCUCCAUGGAUGGAAGGGUUGGAGUGGGUCCGGUGUCGGUGCUGAUGCCGUGCGUUGGAGCUGGGAGAGCCGUGGCUGCCACCAACAAGCUCUAA